AAUUUCUUCUCUCUAGUGAGAAAGAUGGUACUGCAUGGGUUUCUUGUAAAGAAUUUGGUAAAGAAGGUAAGCAUGGAAAAUUAAUUGUUGAUAAUGCUGGUGAUGGUGCAUCCUUGCAAGCUUCUGAGGGAUUCAAAGUUGAAAAUGUAACAAAGAAAUCUCUUACUCUUUCACAUGAAGAUCCAAACUGUAAAUGUGACUUCUAUGCACCAAGCAAAGUAUUUUCAAAUAUCCAUAAAAAAAGUAUUCGGAGUUUAGAUGUGUCUGGUGGAAUUGGUGUUUCUGUUUGUGAUGAAAAUAAACUUCUUAUUUGGGAUUCAAAUAAUGGCUGUGUUCGUAGAAACUUAGAAGGACAUGUAUGGGAUGUUUAUUCCUGUCGAUUCUUUCCAUCUGGCAUAGUAGUCUUAUCUGCUGGUGCUGAUAUGCAGUUGAAAAUAUGGGCUGCAGAUACUGGCCAAUGUCCUGUAACACUGACUGGUCAUACAGCAGCUAUCACAGACACUGCUAUUGUUGAUCGUGGAAGAAAUAUUAUUUCUGUAUCUAAAGAUGGUACUGCUCGUUUAUGGGACUGUGGAAAAUCUGCGUGUCUUGAUAUACUUACCAAAGAAAAUGGCAAUAUUAAUUGUUGUGCUAUUGCUGCAGUAGAUAUAGAUGUUGGUCAUUCUGAAAUUCCCCCAAAUGAACGUGAGAUAGCCACAGAAGGAAAGCUUUUAUUAUUGGGUUGCGAAAGUGGAGUUUUGAAAGGUAUUGGAUUACAGAGUCGUAAACAGAUCUUUGAGUAUAAAUGUGAUUCUGCCAUAAACUGUUGCUGUUUCACCUCAUUUACUGCUGUUGCAUUUGGCACACAAGAUGGAAAAAUGACUCUUUUUGAUCUUCGUGCUAGGUUACCUGUAACUGUUUGGGAAGAAUCUGCAUCACCAGUACUUUGUCUAAUUUCUGUUAAAAACGGGCUAUUUUGUGGAAGAGGUGAUGGUUCAUGCAUUUUUACUGCUUUCAAUCGAGAUCAAUGCAUCCAGUUAACAGGACCUGGUUUUGAUCCUGUUUAUUGCAUGGCUUCAAAUGGAACAUCUAUAUUUACUGGUUCUAGAGAUGGAAUCAUAAGAAAAUAUGAUGUACAGCUUACAUAGAAUUCUGAUGUUUAAUUUCAUUUCAUUCUUCUCCUUGUAUUAUGCUUUCAACCUGUUCAAAAUAUUUUGAUCCAGUUUUAUUGGUCUAAAAAAAUAUGUAAUAAAGCUCAACUGUAUAUUUUUAUAUAUCAAAAA
Molecule: messenger RNA, 1262 nt
Organism: Stegodyphus dumicola
Lineage: Eukaryota; Metazoa; Arthropoda; Arachnida; Araneae; Eresidae
Product: proteasomal ATPase-associated factor 1-like
Molecular function (GO): protein binding
Source: RefSeq, a predicted model, not a curated record